This is a messenger RNA of Didymodactylos carnosus, 273 nucleotides long. Lineage: Eukaryota; Metazoa; Rotifera; Eurotatoria; Philodinida; Philodinidae. The record is from the annotation of a GenBank genome assembly.
AUGUCCUCGUCGACCACCACCCAUAGCAAAUCCCCUGACAAGGGUCAUCCGGACAAGGUCCAUGACAAAACGCACGACAAGGAUAAGCAUUUGGCGGAGCAUAGUGGAAUGACAAGCGGAACACAUGGGAAAGCAGAGGCUCAUGGACACACGAAUACACGUCGGAAAUCUGAUAGUACCGAACACACCGGUGUACGUCGCAAAUCGGAUGCAGAAAAACAUGCUCAUGUGGAUACCCAUGCGAAAGCUGCCCAUCCAGGUAUAGGGUCUUAA